Ciona intestinalis (vase tunicate) is the source of this 2210-nucleotide messenger RNA. Its product is annotated as bifunctional methylenetetrahydrofolate dehydrogenase/cyclohydrolase, mitochondrial. NCBI's taxonomy places the organism in Eukaryota, Metazoa, Chordata, Ascidiacea, Phlebobranchia, Cionidae. Gene Ontology annotation, molecular function: methylenetetrahydrofolate dehydrogenase (NAD+) activity; methylenetetrahydrofolate dehydrogenase (NADP+) activity; methenyltetrahydrofolate cyclohydrolase activity. The record is from RefSeq and is a predicted model, not a curated record. Gene Ontology annotation, biological process: tetrahydrofolate interconversion. Gene Ontology annotation, cellular component: mitochondrion.
CAAACUGCAGAUUUUGAAAAACAAAUCAAAUUACUGUGUCGUUUUCAUUUGCAUUUUCUACAGUCUACACAAAGAAAUUAAAACAAAAAUGGUUUUAAUCUCUUUGGUCUGCAUAACUGUAUUCCUGUACAAAUAACGUGUGUUAAUGGCAAUGUGGUGACGUAUUAUUGCGCAAACCAAUUAAUGCGUUAACAGUUAACGCAUGGAGAUAUUCCAACAACGGUUACGAAACCGAGCAUUGUAUUUUAUGCAAUACGUAAUUCGAAAUAGUUAGCAUAACUAUCCAGGGUGCUAUAAAACGUUAGUGGCUUGCGCAGCUGACCUUUCGUACGCAACUUCGCAACUGGACAUUUUAGUUACACAUGGUUGCACAAAAUAUUACACAGCUGUUGCGGAAAGUUUCUGUCAAGUUCUGCUCGCGUGUUUGGCAUAGUUACUGUUUGGACUCUUUUUGAGUGCCUUUAAUUUGCAUGAUACCUCAAAAUGAGCAGCAGAAUAAUUCCUGGAGUAUUUCGUAAUGCUACGAGGCUAGUUAACGUGAGCCUACGUUAUCAAUCACAUCAAAAUGUGAGGCUUUCUUUAUCGACAACUGCUUGCCGUCCAGAAGCUGCAAUUAUUAGUGGCACUCAACUUGCAAAAGACAUCAAAAAUGAAGUAAAAUCUGAUAUAUCUAAAUGGGUAGAAAAAGGCAACAGAAAUCCAAACCUAACUGUGGUUUUGGUGGGUGAAGAUCCUGCAAGUGCAACCUAUGUUAAAAACAAAAUAUCAGCCUGUAAGAAAGUUGGAAUACAAAGUGAUACAAUUACGAAAGACCCUUCAAUAACACAAGACGAACUUCUUAAUUUGCUAGAUAAAUUAAACAAGGAUAAUGCCGUUGAUGGUGUACUGGUCCAAUUGCCUUUGCCAGAUCAUAUAGAUGAACGUACUAUUUGUAAUGCAGUGGCCCCUGAAAAAGAUGUAGAUGGCUUUCAUAUAUCUAAUGUUGGUCGACUUUGCCUUGAUCAGCCUUGCUUGUUGCCUGCCACACCUGCAGGCAUUUGGGAAAUGCUCAAGCGUACUGGAAUAGAGACUUUUGCUAAAACUGCUGUCGUAUGUGGAAGGUCAAAAAAUGUUGGCAUGCCAAUUGCAAUGCUGUUGCAUACAGACCAUAGACAUGAAAGAGCUGGUGGAGAUGCAACUGUAACUCAGACCCAUCGCUAUACACCAAAAGAGCAGCUGAAGAUGUUUACAAAGUCGGCUGAUAUCGUUGUUGUAGCAGCUGGUAUACCCAACCUAAUAACAGCAGACAUGGUGAAGGAAGGAGCUUGCAUAAUUGAUGUUGGAAUCAACAGAGUCAAGGAUGAAGCUACAGGGAAGUUCAAGUUGGUCGGGGAUGUGGAUUUUGAUGGAGUGAAGCAAGUUGCUGGUCAUAUAACGCCUGUGCCUGGUGGUGUAGGUCCAAUGACUGUUGCAAUGUUAUGCAAAAAUACCUUAAUGGCCGCACAGAAAAAGAUAGCUUAUUAGGAAAAUUCUGUAACUGUUUCAUGAAUCGUGAAAAUCGCAGUUUUAGCACAUUGGCUGUAUUUUAUUUGUAUUUUUUAUGGUGUUAGUGAACUUAAUAUUUAUAGAACUGUAAAGUGAACAUGUCAGGUAAACCUUUUACAACAUAUUUCUUCAUAAUUUUUACAAACUUCCUUUUUAUACACAACUUGGGAUAAGUUGCACUAUAUUGCUUCUUCAUGCAUCAACAUACCGCCAAUUUAUCAACAUAGUUUGUAUGUAUUGGAUAUGAUAAACAAUGUGUUGUUACUAAUACUGUACUGUGGCCCAUUACCAUGUCAACUUUAUUAUUAGGCAAAGCUGUAGUUUGACAUUAGACCACUUCCGUAGGUAAAGUAAAUAUAACAAGGUGUCCUGUAAAUAAUUGUAUUAUAAUCACUUAUCCUCUUUUGGAAAAAAUACUUAACGUUUAAUUACUGGUUAACAUUUUUUUCGUCUAAUCUCAUCUAAAAAGUUCAAACUUAUAUAGGGUGGAUACCAUUUACAACAAAGGUACUAACACAAGUUCCAUGUUUGUCUGUUUUGUCACUUGAUUUCUGUAACUUUAUUCAUAUUUCAAUUUUAAAUCAGUUUUUAACAAAUCUUUUAAUGUGAUUUAUAAGCGAUGGUAAUCAGUGUUUUAUACUAUGAACUAAUAAUAUAAAACUAAUAAAUUCUCCACACUAAUUUCA